UGAGCAUGAUCCUCUAUCGUCCUGGUGCUCCCCCGUCUCGUGCGCGCCGCUCGCCGUCCUCGUGUUUGGCCUCGCCCGCGUGGGCGCCGGCGGCGGGGAGGGGGCUGGCGGCGCCCGGGGCGCGCCCCGGGAGCUGGCGGGAGAGGAGCUCGCUGAGCGGCUGCGGCGCACCGGCUGCGCCUCGGCGGCGGAGAUGCGGGGACCCGACCUGUUGGGGCCAGGGCUUCACCUACGAGCACUGCUGCCGCAACCCCCAGGACUUCGAGGGGCAGGGCUGCGCCAGCGGAAGUUCAGCUACGAGCAGUGCUGCGCGGCCCGGUUUCGCCCCACAGAGCGCUGCCGCCGCGCCCUUCGCCCAGAGGACCGCCUCUGGCACUGCCGCGUGCCGCCGCACGAGGAGAUCGAGAGGUGCCUGCGGCCGCCGGGGUCUCUGGCAAAGGACGCCGGCGCGCAGGGGAAGAUUCUGCUUCUCAAGGGCAGGGACCUCAAGUACGAGGACUACCUCGGCGUUCACUCCAGAAGGCACGCGCCGAGAUAGAUGAGUCUUUCGUCACCGAUGGCACCCUGGAGGUCGCGGGCUUGUACCUCGGGCGCCACUUCGCGGUCGGGGAGCCCAUCCGCCAGGUGCCAGCAUCUUCCAGCCGGUGCCCAUCCUCACCGGGCACUGGUGGCUCAGCCCCACGCGCGUCCGCGCCCUCGUUUCCGAUGCGUCGUGCCACGCCGGCAAGUCGCGCGUAAAGUCACCAUGUCUCUUCGUGUAUGUAAGACCCGUUUCUGUUCGUAGCCCAGGUGGUCCUAGGCCUUCGGGCUGUGGGUAGAAGUCCGAUGCGGGAAUUUAUACAUAAACACCGCCUGGAUGAUCGAUUUCCGGAGACCUCGACAGGCGGCGGAUCCGGAUGUAUUCGGGCCCCCCGUGGCUCGAAUAUAUCCACAUCCUCCGCCCGCUGGUGUUCCAGGACGCCGGUCUCCAAGGUGGUGGAACAGGACAAAAGUCCCGCCUCGCAGGAGUCGGCCAGUGGGGCUGAGGCUCUUUGCUCGGCGGCGAGCCGGGCGGGGAAGGGAGAAGGGGUGGGCCUUCUCAGAAGGCUCAGAAGUCCCCUGGCCUUUUGAGACGUCUCCCGAACCUUCCC
This is a messenger RNA of Prorocentrum cordatum, 1130 nucleotides long. Lineage: Eukaryota; Dinophyceae; Prorocentrales; Prorocentraceae. The record is from the annotation of a GenBank genome assembly.